GUGGGUUUUGCCUCGAUCGUGUCACAAUCUGUACUUGGUUUCGGCAGUUCACUACACAUAAACACGCAAGUUACGAAAGACUUGGAAAAAGUGAAGUUGACAGUCUAACUCUUGCGAAAAGUAAUCACAAAAUCGUCUACUUUGUAUGAGGCUCGGAUAGAAAGUUUCCGAUUCGGUUAAUUAGCGUAAUUGACGAAAUCAUUUCUCCUAAUUCAAAAACAAAAGUUGGCUUAAGCAAUGGCUACGUCGUCAUCAGUGAUAAUACUAGUCUUUACAAUGGCGAUCUUGAGCUGCGGUAUGGCGCAAGAAAUUUUAAAAAUCUGGCGAGAUUCGACUGUUUCGAAUGACGAUAUUACAGUACCACAUUCUCAGUGCAAUAGAACACAACAGCAAUGUGACAGAUACAACGCUAAACACCUUACAGAAUGUUUGUGCUACUGUGAAGAAAGAGGAGGACAAGAGACGGCGUUUUGGGAGCCUAGUUCGACUUGUAUUCCAGUUAGUAGUCUUCGCCAACAGUCAGGUACAAAUUUUUUUCGUUUUUUUCUUGUUUUCAGUUAACAUAUUGUAAGUAUUCAGUCACAUAGCAGUACUAAGUCUACGAGUAGACGGCCACAUCAUUGGAAAAUAUAAAUACCAGAUCGUAAUUUUUCGUAAGUAAUCUAAUUUCAUUGGAAAGAAAAUUGCUGAGUGUAGAAGUGCUGUAAGAAAAACAACAACAACAACAACAAAAAAACGAUUGUUCAUCUUCUCAGAGAGAAAACUGUGCUAAUAAAACGUAUCUUAACGAACACGUCAACAGCAUUUUGUUUUACUAGGAAGCUAUGAAAAAGUUCCUUAGCAGGUCGAAUCCUGCGCUACAAAGGGGAGUUAUUACCAUCCUUUUUUCGCGGCACAAGAUUGGGUUUUGAUUUUUUCUUAGAGGAUAUUUUUUCCUAUUUUUGUAGCGCACAUUGCUUUCUUUGCUGUAAGACAAAGUUAUAAAGCUUGUGUAAUUCCCCAUCCUUCAAUUAUAAAAUCAUGUUGAUCCCUUUAAGUAAGACAGAGUCUAAAAAUUGAAAAUUAUUUGCUCAUUUACAACUCACGAAAAGUUUAAACGGUUGAUCCAAGCAAUUAUAAGCUAAUAAUUCCGAAAAUAAUGAUCUUUGUGGAGAAAAUAUCAAUCGAUGUUCAUAUAAACAACUUUCUAGCUCAUGUAGAGUAGUUUAACGGCUACUUUUUCGCAGGCGCACUGUGGAAAUUGUUAUGUUGUAAAAGCCAUCGAUAGUGAGAACUUCAUGUUCUAUUCAUUAAAGAAACCAACCAUACAGUUCGUAUACUUCAAGAGGAAUUUAGUUCGUACUAAUUUUCAAUGCAAGAACUGGUUUUUAGUGAACGAGCUCCGUGAAAGGCAAACCCGCAGUACACUGUGAUGCUUUAGUAGGAUUGCACGUCAAGUCGACUGGACAUCGGGGCAUUAACUUCCCUUGAAUGUAGCUCACAUAAUGAAUGCUAACCUUCGCCAUUACGAGGAAUCACACGAAAGACAACAGGAAUUAUUUCAUUUGCUGCUACAGUGCAAGCCCUUUGGGAUUCUUAAUAAGCCAUUCCUAGGAUUGAGAGCAAUGCGUGCAUCCUUAGAGGUCUUGGGACCCUUUUUUGGUCUUGAAAUUCAUCUUUUCAGAUUAUCUUAUCACCACCAUCUUUUAAAUAUAAUUUGUCGUAUCAUUAUAUUCGUCUUAAAUCUCACUUACCCAACCAUGUUUAGUAAAACCAGGUUUGCCUGAAAGAAACCCACCAACUUAAGUUGUCAAUGUGCAAUAUUUUGAAGUCGAAAACAUCACUUUUCGUAUCAGGAAAAUACUGUCAGUACUAUUUAUUGUAUUUAUGUAUGUGUGUUCAUGCAUUCUAAUCGCUAUAAGAUUUUUUACCGAGGUAUUGAGGCUAUCAUAAUGUAGUUAGAGUAAGGACGUCAUAAAUAUGCGUAACGCAAUGAUAUUUGUAGUCGUCUGACGUGAGGUGCUGCCGGAAUUACAUUAAACGUGAAGGAAAGCACAAAAUAUCAUUUAUAAUAAUCAAGGAUAUACAAAAAACAAAAAUAUAAUGGAAAGGAAACACUUAAACGGAACGGCAAGCUUGGAGGUAUCUACACGGAUUACAAUUAAUGAUCGAGAGGUUUAAGUUUUCAACUUCCACUUAUUGUACUCGAAGUUACAUUGUAAGAAGAACAGUGCUGCUCUCAGCACCAACACCGGUCCAAUAUGUGCCUCAUCCUAAUAUUUCAUUGUUUUCAGAUGAAAAUGUUUUGCUCCGAAAUAUAAACAGGGAAGGCAAUGUACAACUUUUCGAAACCGGAACUAUAAGUACUGGGUCUUUCGAAAAUCUGGCCCUACCUCACGUCCAUUUUACCUUCUUAAAUUUUCACAGAAUGUCAGCUACUCUUUACAGACGAAAGGGCCGAAGAGCGCUUGAAAUUCUUCCCAUCUAAAACAUCUCUUGAAAAAGAGGUAGCAGUUCCCGCCAACCGGAGUUGUGCCUUUUACUACGGAGAUAAGUUUUUUGUCCAUUAUCUUGGUUGUGAAGGUUCAUGGAAACCGAUUACAGCACAAAACGUGCUUAACACUAUAGAACUGACUCCUAGUUGGUCAACCACUGUUCUCAAGAUAAGGGUGAGUUUAGUAUGUGAAAUGACAAUGAUGUCGAACUAAGGAACGAGCCAUUAUUUAUUGCCAAGAGCCAGGAAAGGGAGUGGGGUUGAGGACUUUUUUGUGGGGGGAUCACAUGGUUUUCAGGGAAACGGAGGGGGAUCAGUCGUCAGAGAGACUACAGAAUUGACCGCCAAUGAAUUGCCAAGAGGGGAGAUCGGACGAAUUUUAGAGAGGUUUAUGGGCGAUCAGGUAAAUUCGAUCGUGACACAGCCAAAAUCCUCCAAACCCUCCUUACCCCCCCCCCCCCCGGCGAGCGAUAAAUGAUUGUUCCCUCAUGCAAAUUAAUGUUUCUUACGCUACUUUCACUGAUAUUUCUUCAAUUAAUCUGAAUUCUUUGUCACUGAUUCGGGUUGUUCGUAUUGUAAAAAAAUAAUUGUUUUUUUCUUAUAAGACAAGUUAGUAAUAAAAGACUUAGAGCAGGGGAAGCAGGGGCUUAUGGGACCACCCCUUCGUAGAAUGUAAUGUACAGUAAUAAAAUAACCUUCCUUUAGGACCUUUAGCGAUCUGUAUUUACCUCCUUUCUAGAAUUUUUCCAGUUUUGAAACGGCAAUUUCUUAUUCUUUUGGCCUAAAGAUAUAUCUCAGUAUAUCUUAAGGCAUCUCAGCAUUCAUGGGUUUGCGAAUGAAUGUUUCUUACGCUAAUACCUUUCUUCAGUCAAUCUGCUACUCUGAUUAAAUAAAUACAUUCUCGAUCACAAUUUCAUUUUCAGAUCAAAGCUGGAUCGACGCUUUUCGCAAAUUUAACAGCUGGCCAUCUCGUGAGAGUUCCGAUUCAGUGCCGUAGAGAAAACUCUGAGGAUGAUCUCUCAAGCUCUUGCAUCGUGUUCAUGGGCGAAGGAACUGUUGAAUGUAAGGUGUCAUAUGAAAACGAAAGCGUAUCCUGGACGUAUCCUGUCUUUGUUGUAGUUUUUGGAAAAAGCUGAUGACUAAAACACAAAACGCGAUUUCUUUGUCACUGAUUCGGGUUGUUCGUAUUGUAUAAAAUACUGUUUCUCUUAUAUGGCAAAUUAGCUCAAAGACCUGAAGCAGGGAAAGCAGGGGCUUAUAGGACCGCCAUAUUGUAAAAUGUAAUGUGCAGUAAUAAAAUAACCUUCCUUUAGGAACUCCUUCCUUCUCGAUAUUCUUUUUUUCUAGACCCCAAUAAGAUGGGAGCAAUGCCUUUUCUUCUACUAAUAAGAUCCAUACCCAGAGGCACUUCAGUUAAAAAAAAGAAAAUGGCGUGGCUUUGUGGAGCAAGUCAUGGCCUUUUUAAUUUGCUUAAUUUUUCUUUGUCCUUUUUUUAUUAGGUCUAUAUCCUAGGCCAACUCUGGCACCAGGUUUCAACCAGGCGACUUUGCCAGCACCAGUUCUAGAAAGACUAAAUUCUACAGCAACCCUUCCAACUGUGAAGACCAGGACUUCAAAGACCGUAACUAUGGCCGAGACUACUAGAGGCCCUUCUCCAACAAAAGAAACCACGCAACCGCGACAAACUGAAAAAGCAACGACUGCGCCAACAACAUCUCAGGUAGGCUAUGUUACAUUAUAUCAAACAGAAAGCAGUUAUUCUUAGGUACAUUUAAAAGGAAAUAGAUUCAAGAAAAAGCACAUGACCAGAACCCCAGAAGAAAUUUUUUGUGCUAAAGGAUAAGGGAGCCUUCAAAUACUGUGGAGCCGAGUAAGGUUCUUCUAUUUCCUGGGAAUAACCAUAUUCUAUAUUCAUUUCAGAGCGCGAGAACAACGCCACCUCAAACUGAGCAGGUAUGGUAAAUUAAAUUAUUUCUAUAACGUAAUUAUCCGUAUUCACACCUUCUGCGAGAAUCGAAAAGAGACUGCUGCUCAGUUUUGACUAAACAACAUGCCCGUCGUAAAUAUAUGUCCCUGGAAUCAGUUUCACGCGAUAAGACACGGGCUCAAAUUUCUAUAAGUCUACAAAGAAAGUCUACAGGACUUGCGUCUUCUUAUAUGUAAUGAUUGUCAUUUCCUAUGCGUAAUUCAAGGAUUAUAUAUCGAAAGCAAUUUCUUCCACGUGUGCAUCGAUCUCUCUUUGUCAUCGACCUUUCGUAUUCAACGACCUCGCACCGACCUAACUCUUGUCAUGUAUACAGUAAGCCAAAGCUCCAGUCGGGGAAAGCUCCACUUUGGUAAUUUCGUUUUCUUUUGUUAUGUUCGGUUUGUACAUUUAGCCAUCACAGGGGGAGACAGCUCAAAGAACGCAGAGCAAAAAGAACACUUACAUCAUAGCUGGAUCUGUAGCUGGAGGAAUUCUCUUAAUAGCCUUAAUACUGCUUAUCUUAUGGCGCUGCAACAGUCCCAAGUAAGGCUACAUAAUAGAUAACAACACGUUACUCGUUAGAGCACGAGCUGAGACAAAGAAAUCAACUGAGUAACCCAAGAGGAACGGAUCCCAAUCCGAUACCCCACCAAUGAGCUGUAGAGAACUCGUUGGCGAGCUUCCUGCAUACCUAGUGUAAGAUCACUACGACUGCAGCUGAACUGAACCGUGAAUCUAAACUUUCAUCACCUAUACACUAAGACAAAUUAAAAAGUUCGUGUCUCUUUUUAUGAAUGGUUCUUUCACAUUCAUCCUUACACAGCGUGAUGGGCAGUGCCAUUGCCAAAACCAAUUUCUCACUGACUUUUAUUUGAAUGAAAUGUUUAGGAGGUUUAUAAGGGUGUAUUAAAAAACCAUGUUACCUUUUACCACCGAGAGUUUAAUAAAGAAUAGAAUACUCCACCUUUCGGCAGAAUAAAAUCAAUGUUAUCACAAAUAGAAACGGAACACUCUGCAAGCAACUGUUUCAUAGCGUUACUUUUGAAUGCAAUAAUGUCCCUUCUUUUUUUACAUUCAGGAAACAACCAAAUUCGCAUCGUCGUUUAGAAGGUAAGUUAAUUUGUAACAACUCUAUCACAAUAAAACAAGACCUUUGACGAAAUAUACUUCACUUAUUUCAGCUUUGUGAUUUUAUCAAAAAAAAAAAAAAAACUGGGGAAACACCUCGAAAGUGUCAUUACACUGAUACGUUUGAUCGUCGUCAGGACAUAUUUAUAAGACAUGCUCUUUACACAACAGAUCUGUUCAUAAAGACUAAGUCCACCCACUUGUUUUAUUUUAGGGUCGAUUACCAGCCCCGUGUCUCACGUGAGUAUACAACUGUGGAUUUUAUCACAAAUCUUUCGUUCCUGUCAGAAGAUCAAAUUGAGCAUGCAUUGUUCAGUUAAGUCGAAAAAUAUUAUUGUUGAACGUGUAGGGCUUAAAAAUUGUUACUGUUUCUCUUUUAGAUGAGUCGACAUUCAAUUCCUGUCUAUUCGGAUGCUUCUUAUCUCUCUCCAUUAGGGACCUUCGACGAAAGGACGAGGAGCUUGGGUAGGUAAUAUGUAAGGCUUGUAGGGAUAACGCAGAAUUCGUUACAAUGUAUCAAGGUGUGCGCUUUUAGAAGAGAACAGCUUGUGUUUUUUUUUCUCUCUAGCACCAAACUGAAACUCCACGCAGAUGAACGCAUUUUACGCUAGAUUCUGUUACCGGAACUCUCUUUUUAUUUCUUUGUUUUAUUUCAUCCUCCAGAUAACCCCGUUUAUCGCGAGGGCUCAGAAGGGCUAUUUGUGUCGGGCUUGGACAUGAAACGAGGGUCUAUCUACUCAGAUCAUUACCCCACAAACCCUCCUCCCAGGCCUCCACCAGGAUCUUCAAAGCGCGGUAGCAUGAACGGACAAGUGAACCCAGCUUUGGCGCUAAGAGAAGAAUAUGUGACAAUGAAUCCACUGUAUGAAGGACAGGUGAUGCACCACAAAGAUCUUGAAGAGCUGAACUGCAGCGACUUUGGAGUCAGCGCCGAUCAAGUUGUUCUCGAUACGAGAAAGGAUCCUGAAGGUAAUAUGAGCAAACCCGAUGUUGCGCAACAACUAGUGAAGGGGUAAUUGACCUAUCACCACUGGUGCGCGCUUCAUGAGUCUUGAAGCCAAUAAAACCAGCCUGGCAUUACCAGCCAUUCAACUUUCGCAAGCAAACUUAAAGUACACAACUAAUAAACAACUCCUCUGACCUUAAAUGGCUAUCGCCUAUAUGGCUGAAACGUCAGUAACUUUCACGGUCAACAGCACUCGUUUAUGACACUGCAGAAAAAUGCUACUAAAUCAUAGUAUCAUCCUUAUGAGUGACCAUCACACAAAACGUACUGAGUAAUAUUUUUAUCUUUAUCCAGAGUUCAACGACGACACCUAUGACUGUCCAGGAGACAUCUUGAAUUCUAGAUCCGAAGCAAGAGCAUCACCGAUCCCCGUUUUUUAUGCCCUGGACGAAUCAUACCCGGACAGCAUCUCCAAUACCUUCCACAGAGACAGCACUUUCAGAGGGCGUCCAGAUGGACGCGUGUAUGAUGAGCCUGAAGGUGACCUUAGGAGAAGCCCUUAUAUUGUUAUGGACAAUCAGAGAGGUAGUGACCCUUUUACCUAGCCGUAGACCUAUAACUGUUUAAACGAUCCUCGUUUGCGGGAACACACUUGGGACUAAGACAAGUUUCACAUGAAUGGAUUGAGAGGCGUAAAUUACAUUGAGAUAAUGGAUAUUAUUGAAAAAUAACCAUGGGAACAAAGUUUGCAUCCACCCAGUGGUGAUCCGAAAGUAUAACAAUAAUACUGCUAUAAAUUUCAAUAGAUGGCUGAUAUCAUUUGACAGGCAGUAUACAACUACAACGACAAUAUCCCCGAUAAAUAACAACAAACAAACGGAAUUGCACGUCUCACAAGGGUAUAGAAUAGCGAAGUAUCAUCUUGCAAAAUCUCUUGAUUCAUUCUUUUAGACAGGACGACUUUCUCCAGUAGGUCGAUAUGAACAAUUGGCUAUUACGAAUUUCUCAUGACGCCUCAUGUGUCUGAGUGUCGUGUGAACCACAAUAGAAUGAGUUGUUUUAAGGAAAGGGGGGGUCUGCAGAAAGGUGGAUGGACGUAAAUAUGAACGGGAUUUCAUCUCGGCCCGGAAACAGCCGCUGAAUAGUAAGGGUGUGUUGUUUACAUAAAUUAUGACUUUUCUCAUACUUUUUGUUUAAUUUCAUCGAAGGUGUAAUCUACUCUCAUGACUAUGACGAGCCACCCCGCGAUGAGGAACUGCUGAGUAUCCGCAGGCUAAGUUCUCCAACUCAUGGCAUCUUGAAGACUGGGAACGGGUCACCAAGCACAAAAUACCUUCCUCGAUCGGGGCACUGAGCAUUUCAAUAUGUUAAUUGAAACAACCUCGACCUGACAACCUGUUUGAAGGUAGAGGCCUUCAGAGUAGUUUUUUUUCCUCGCCACCAACCCAAUAAGGCGCAAUCUCCUUCUUAAGAGAUCCUGCAGUAUACGAGUUAAUUCUUAAAUGAGCCAUACAUAAUUGAUAUAAUUACUAAGACCUAAAUUUUGAUCGGGCAUGUAUAAUUCCGAAGAAACCAGUUUCCGCCCGCCCGCGAUAGAAAUCUUCCAAACAGAAACAAGCUUUAGAGGGUUAGAACUAUCUAAUCUUCCUUAAGAGGCUCUGCUUCGUCUAGCCAAUGUGUGGGUUAACAAUUAGACUAUCUUCUUGAUAGGAGACGAACGACGUAGUUUGUUUUUCGUUGUUGUUCUGAAGACUCAACACUAUGAUGAGACUACUGCUUAAGGAGCACUCCUGUUGCUGCUGCUUAUUUGACACUCCUGAACCUUCCUUGUGAAUCAUAUUAUAUUUUUACACUCAUUUGCGAAAUUGUCUGGUAAAUAGGUAGUGCAUAAUGAGUUUGAGAAAUAAAUAUUUGAUUGAAAAAUGGUUAGCUUCGUUUAGAACCUAU
Pocillopora meandrina is the source of this 8460-nucleotide messenger RNA. The record is from the annotation of a GenBank genome assembly. NCBI's taxonomy places the organism in Eukaryota, Metazoa, Cnidaria, Anthozoa, Scleractinia, Pocilloporidae.